Molecule: messenger RNA, 1290 nt
Organism: Zea mays
Lineage: Eukaryota; Viridiplantae; Streptophyta; Magnoliopsida; Poales; Poaceae
Exons: 2
Coding region: 182-1081 (299 amino acids)
Biological process (GO): cell differentiation; regulation of DNA-templated transcription
Cellular component (GO): nucleus
Molecular function (GO): zinc ion binding; sequence-specific DNA binding
Source: RefSeq, marked validated
UUUCCUCCCAUAAAAGCCUCUCCCUCCGCUAGUCCGCUCUCAAGUAAAAAGCUCCCGAAAUCCCCUCACCUACUCCUCUCCCUCUCCCUCUGGCAGCGCCGCCUCGCCGGCGGUUGCCUGCCUGCACCUUCGCCCCCCGUCUCGACCUCGACGCGGCCUCCGUUCCUCCGCGAGACGCAGCAUGGAUGUGCGCCCUGCGAAUGCGGCCGACGACUCGUCUCUCGGAGACCUGUUCCCGCACCAGCCCGCCGGUUUGGAGAGUGACGAGAGCAACACAGAAUGGCUCUCUGGUUACGUAGAGGACUGCUUUUCGAGCUCCACGUCGUACACAAAUCCCGUCUCUGCAAUGGCAAGCGAGGGUGUCGGAAAACCAAAGCUACCUCCACCACCAUCCUCCAACGGCAGGAGAAAGAAACGGAGCUUGGCCUCCGUCAUGACCAACGGCGACUACCAACAAUUCGUCCUCCCGCUGUACGUCGAGCCACCGCUGAUCCUGAUCGACCAGAAACACUGGAUGGCAGAGAGCGAGCUGAUCCACCCCAAGAAGGACGACGACGACCGAGAGGUUUGCCAGCAACAAGGGCAGGAGCAAGAGAAGGGCGUGCCGCGGCUGGUGAAGAUGUGCAGCAACUGUCUGUCAAGCCAAACGCCACGGUGGAGGGACGGGCCGUCGGGGCGCCAGAUGAUGUGCAGCGCAUGCGGCAUGAGGCUCAAGCCAGAGACCAGGUUGUCAGCCGAGCAGCAGUGCGGCCAGGAAGAACCCACCAGGAAGGAGCAAGAGCCAGACAGGAAGAGGAAGAAGGCGGCCAAGAAGACGUGCUACGAGAGCAGCGACGCCCCGCCGUCGUCGGACCAGCAAGAGAAGCGGUGCGCCCACUGCCUGUCCUCCAAGACCCCGCAGUGGAGGGCGGGGCCUCUGGGGCCCAAGACCCUGUGCAACGCCUGCGGCGUCAGGUUCAAGUCCGGCAGGCUGCUGCCCGAGUACCGGCCCGCCAACAGCCCCACCUUCGUGAGCUGCUUGCACUCCAACUCCCACAAGAAGGUCAUGCAGAUGCGGCAGGCCGUCGCGCAGCAGCAGUGAGGCCGACGUCUCCCGGAAUCUAUCGUUGGAAGCGCGUUAGGGGAUCUCUUAGAUCGUAGCUUAGUCGAUGCUCAGAGAGGAUGAGAACAGAGACUUUGGUUAUAGUAGUAGUAGGCAAUCGUCGUUAGCUCUAGCGGUGUUCUAGCUCAGACUGAUUUGCUCGGUGUUUUUAGACGUCGGAUUCAAUACAAUCUCGAUGUUGUCCUGAA